GGUGGAGGUUCCUUCCGGUCAGACAGCUUGGUGGAUCUGUCAGGGCCCCCCUGAAGGCACGUGAUCCAGCAGGUUGUUGGAUCUAUCCAGUUUUUUGUAGCGAUGGUCAAGCUCGUGGUAAGCCAGCCCCGACGCCGCAGACGCCGUUCGAGCGCAGCAGCCACACGUCCACUAUGGCUUCUGGUCGCUGAGCUGUGCUGUGCUGUGGUGUGCUGUUGUGUGCAGGUGCCUUCCGACAUCACCGUAGCCGAGGAGAAGACGUCCCUUGGUGUGCGCAAGCUGACGAGGAUGGAGCAUCUGGGUCUGCUGCUGUACCCGCCGACGCUGCACUUCAACUACACCAAGCCCGACAAGAGCGACAUGUACAAGGUCCUCACCAAGCGGUUCUCACAAGACAAAGUCAGACCCUACAUCGCAGAGAUAUGCGCCACCAGACAGGAAUCCAUCUCAAAACAGGUCAGUCAGGCGACAGAGGGAGGGAGGGAGGGAGGGAAGGAAGGAAUCACACGCUGGCUGCAGUGGUCUGGCCGACUCGCUUUGCAUUCGUGUGUCAGGUCCAGUGCAUGGUGUAUCUGUGGCUGGGCACGGCUGUGACGACGGUUGGCACGUGGUACUCGCUGCGACACUACGACUGGAAGGCCAAGCUCAUCACGCUGCCCUUCAUGGCAUACGGCGGCUCCUGGCUCGGCAGAUGGACCGGAGACCUCAUAACCUGCAGGUACGUACGUCACGCCAUGCCACCAAUACCCAAUGAGUACACAGGGAGGGGAGGGGUCCCUGCAUGUCGCAAUGCUCGUGUGUGGGGGUUGUCAGAUGGUGGGAGUAUGGUCGUGACCGCUGGCUGGCGUCCCUCCCGGGUAAGACCGUCUACUCACCUGCACAGUGAGGCUGGG
Molecule: messenger RNA, 893 nt
Organism: Vitrella brassicaformis
Lineage: Eukaryota; Vitrellaceae
Source: the annotation of a GenBank genome assembly